Mycena citricolor is the source of this 528-nucleotide messenger RNA. Lineage: Eukaryota; Fungi; Basidiomycota; Agaricomycetes; Agaricales; Mycenaceae. The record is from the annotation of a GenBank genome assembly.
AUGGCUCCGCAUUGUGGUCUCUCAAAGAGCAACAAGGUCAUCUAUGGCCAGGGCCUCCGUCCACAGGCUGUCGCCAGAAAGAAGACCAUACCCAUCAACAGGACUGCAAAGCAGCUGGAGGCAGCAAAGAGUCUCUAUCAGGAGCAGCUGCAAGCCCUGAGCUAUGUGCAGCGGGAGGAGAUCAUGGGGAGCGGAAGUACCGAGGAUGUUGAUAUGCUUGACGCAUACGAGGGCGAGGAGCCGGAUGACUGGGAGGAUACAUAUGACGGCCCGCUCUAUCACACACUGCUGCCGGGUGAGGAGGGCUUGUUGCAUAGCCAUGCGGGUGCAGAGGUGAUUUUCGACACAAUGACCACUGGCAUGCGUCCCAGCUGUGGCGACCCACGUCUUUGGAAUAACCGAGUACAGCAGAUGAUCAACUCAUGGACUCGCCAUAUGCCAAGGCUUGUCAACGCACUAAUGGAGUGGAAGCAAGUGGGAUCAACAGGCAAGGAGAGCAUUGAGGAUAAUGGAGCAUGGCCUCUCUGA